Belonocnema kinseyi is the source of this 1983-nucleotide messenger RNA. RefSeq names its product zinc finger MYM-type protein 1-like. The transcript is spliced from 4 exons. The coding region runs from base 1 to 1983 and encodes 660 amino acids. Lineage: Eukaryota; Metazoa; Arthropoda; Insecta; Hymenoptera; Cynipidae. The record is from RefSeq and is a predicted model, not a curated record.
AUGAAUGAUUAUCGAAAAAAAUUGAGCGGCGCUGCAUAUAAAAAGCGAGCGGCCGAAAAAUCACAAAAAGAACAAGAAGCGUUGCAGAAAACUCGUAAACUCGAUUCUUUUUUCAAAGAAAAACAAAUUGAUGAGAAAUGCGUUCAUGACACAAAUGAAGAGUAUUCUGAAAAACGAGGUUCCAAUGAAUUGCGUCGAAAUUCAUUGAAUGGCUGUUCAAAAUCAACUGAAAACAAAGGAGAACGAUCGAGUUAUAACCGGGAAUAUAAUUCAGUAGAACGAGAAAAUGUCUUUAAGCUAAAGCAAUUAGCUAACACUCAAAACAGAAUCGAUGGCAAUUUAACCUCUCAACUUGAGGGGGAGAUUUCCUAUUGGAAAAGUGUUUUACGUAGAGUUGUUUCAGCUACAAAAACUUUUGCUUCGCGUGGUCUUGCGUUUAGGGGUAGCGAUGAAACAUUAGGCUCACCAGAUAAUGGCAACUUUCUAAUGCUGAUCGAAUUUCUCGCGGAAUUUGAUCCUUUUAUGGAGGAUCACAUCAGGAAGUUUGGCAACAAGGGCUCUGUAGAUUCAACACCUGAUGUAUCACACGUAGACCAACUUGCCUUCGUAAUUAGAUUUGUCACUGACGAUGGUGAUCCGGUAGAACGUUUUUUGUUAUUCGUUAAGAAUCCCGGGCAUAAGGGACAUGAAUUGGCAGAUGCAGUGGUUUCUACUAUGGAGGCUUUCGGCCUGAAAGUUAUUGACUGCAGAGGUCAAUCUUACGAUAACGCCAGCAAUUGUUCAGGAAUGUACAAGGGUUUACAAGUGCGAAUUCGCGGAAUCAAUGGUUUAGCUAUUUAUGCUCCAUGUGGUGCUCACUCUUUGAAUUUGGUAGGAGUUCAUGCAGUGGAAAGUUGUUCAGAAGCAGUUUUAUUUUUUAACGUGCUUCAAACAUUGUACAAUUUCUUCACAGCGUCUACACAUCGAUGGGAAAUUUUAAGGUCCACUGAAAAAACUAAAUCAAUCACAUUAGCAUCUUUGUCCACUACUAGAUGGUCUGCUCGUGAUGACGCAGUUGAGGUUUUGAAUCAAUAUUUUCAGGACAUAGUUGAGAUUUUAAAAACGAUAGAAAAAACUGAUACGGAAAAUGCAAUAACCAAACAGGAAGCUAAAGGCAUUCGUGAACAAUUGGAAAAACUGGAGGUUGCUUUUAUGCUGGUUUUGUGGUCUUUUUUGCUUUCAAGAAUCAACGGUGUCAGUCAGAAAUUGCAAAAAGUUGACAUUAGCAUUGCUGAGGUUAUCGGUCAGUACCGUGGGCUCAUAAAAAUGGUUGCUUACACUCGGAAUGAAUUUUAUAGUUUUGAACGAAAAGCACUCCAAAUAUCCGCUACUCAAUUGUAUGCGUCAGAUUUUUCCCGGAAAAAAAUAAGAAAACUACGUGUCGAUGAAACAAUAGAUAGUGAAGUUCAAUUUUCGGGUCGGAACGUGUUUAGAGUUAAUACUUUCAACGUCAUUUUAGAUAAGUUGUCAACUGAACUAGAAGAAAGAUGUGCAAAAUAUCAAGUUAUUUAUGAAAACUUUGCCAUUAUCACUCAAUUUGAUAAGCUAGAAUCAAGUGAAAUUCGUGCGAAAUCAAAAUUACUCAGAGAAAUCUAUCACUCGGACUUUGAAUCUUCAUUGGACGAUGAGUUUGUUCACUUUUACGCAUUUUGUCAUGACAAACAAAUUCAGCAAAAGUCUCCAUUAGAGUUAUUAAGAUAUCUCCGUGGAAAUGAUUUGUCUUGUGUCUUUCCGAAUGUUGAAAUUGCUUAUAGAAUAUUCAUUACUAUUGCUGUGACCAACUGUAGCGCAGAAAAAAAAAACUAUUUGCGCUCCACAAUGAAAGAAGAUCGCCUUAACAGCUUAGCAAUUUUGUGUUUCGAAUCUGAGUUGCUGCGUUCUUUGGACUUCGACAACUUAAUCACCCAAUUUGCCAAUAAAAAAGUUCGGCGAGUAUUUAUCUAA